GACCUUCAUUCACUUCCCCUUUCACUUCAGUUCCUUUCUUUCAUCCGUCUUCAUAUUCACUUUUGCACUGUCCUUGCUCAUUACUGAGCUGCUAUUCUCGUUUGCUCGCUUGAAGCCCUUUACUCAAUCGGAUCCGAUGUCAUUCCUUUUCUGAUUCGCCUCAAUGCCGACUCCGAGUGACAACACACCAAGCCUGAAUGCCACAUCGAUCGCUGAAGAAAUCUCCACUCGCACAACAUGUCCGCCUGAAAUAGAGAGAUUGUCAUCCUGGCGAGACUCCCCUGAAUCCAUGACUGCGGAGAGCGAUGCUCCCGACAAUGCUCUUUCCCCCGCCAUUGCGUCGGCGCAGCCCGAACUGCCUCGGUCGGAUGAUGCCAUGACUCGUUCAAAUACAGAUGAAUUAAAGGCCAGUGCUGUGCCCGAAGUGUCUGCAAAGAGUAUGGAAAAAUCCGACGAGGAUGCCGUCGCGGGAAGAUUGAGUCCUGCUGGGGAACCGUCACGUUCCUCCAACCAGUCACCACCUGUUACCACCCCUUCCACUAGUGCGCUUCUGAGUUACGAAUUCUCGAAUAUACGGCUUCUUCCCAAUUACACUUCGUCCUUUCUGCGACCCGGCAGUAAAUUCACCGGCACCCAGCAAUCAGACCGUCAGAUAUACAACGUUGAUGUAGAAAUCAAGCAUGUUGACAUGGUUGAAUCAUAUCUUUGUGGAUAUCUUAGAAUCCAAGGUCUCACGGAGGAUCAUCCUACCCUUACAACAUUCUUCGAAGGAGAGAUCAUCGGAACAAAACAUACAUUCAAAACUAGAAACGAAGCAUGGGGCGCCACAGAGAAGACUGAUAUGCAUCACUGGGCACGAUUUCCCGCCUGGAGGCCACUGGCAAAGCAGGCCAAAAGACCGGAUUUCACGUACCGCAAUUUUGCCCAGCGUGAGCAUAUCUUUAUGCGAUGGAAGGAAUACUUCCUUGUGCCCGACCAUCGUGUAAGAACGAUCUCGGGUGCAAGUUUCGAAGGCUUCUACUACAUCUGCUUCAACCAGGUGGAAGGGACCGUGACUGGUAUAUACUUCCAUGCCAAGAGCGAGAAGUACCAGCAGUUGGAACUCAAACACGUUGAGGAUCGCGGCUGCACUCCCGCUGUCGAAUUUCGUUGAUACCGGCUUUUGUGGUGAGGGACAUCGUUCUGGUCAUCAAGUCCCUCAUCCUUUACUUCCUAUUCUUUUUUAAUUGCCUUUAUUCCCUCAUUUUAAUUCCAUCCUAUCGUCUCUGCCCGUGCUGAAAUCCACGGUGUAGUGUUCCUAAAGCACAGGAAUGCUUAUCUUCUACACUGCCGCUCCCUAUCUCCAACACACUUGAUUAUGGUUUUACGAUGGUAUUUUCUCAAAUAGGCGUCCUCUUUGGUUUCUUCGGGUCCCAACUAUCACUCCGUGUUGUUUUUAUUCCUUUAUUUUUUUUAUCUCUCUUGGUCUUUUGCCUUUAACUCUCAAUUUGCAGUAGGACCAUUGUGUGCGUAUAGGUAGCGUCAUCUGAAGGAUCUCGGUUCAACUUGUUUGGGCUAUUUACAUUUUUUCUCUCCCGAUCUAUUCAUUUCCCUCGGACUCAAGUAGUAGCCGUAUUUUCUCUUUCUUGAAUCAUAGACACUUUCUUGCUUACAAGCCAUACUCACAAAAUUGAUAUCAGAGUAUUGAUCUAUUAGCACCGAUCUCUAUAUACGCAGCCAGUUUAAAAUCUCGUUAUAGGGUCUAGUUUUUGCAUUAUAAGUAAUUACAGGCUUUAAUAACUCUUUCGAGUACUAGAGACUAACAAGAUAUAGCUAGCAUAGAACAAAA
Molecule: messenger RNA, 1828 nt
Organism: Aspergillus alliaceus
Lineage: Eukaryota; Fungi; Ascomycota; Eurotiomycetes; Eurotiales; Aspergillaceae
Product: GID4/VID24 family protein
Exons: 4
Coding region: 164-1153 (329 amino acids)
Biological process (GO): negative regulation of gluconeogenesis; proteasome-mediated ubiquitin-dependent protein catabolic process; protein targeting to vacuole
Cellular component (GO): GID complex; extrinsic component of membrane
Source: RefSeq, a predicted model, not a curated record